AUGAACUUAGUUUUGUUUUAAACAUCCCCUUUUUUAUAUAGAUUUUAUAGAUUUGGUUGAAAUCACAGAUGUCAUAUUUUUCAUCUUUAUAACACAAGUUUUCUUUCCAGGUAGAAGGACAAGAAAAUAAUGAGCCAUUGCCAUAGAAACACAAAGGGUUAAAGGUUUCUCUUUUAAUUUUGUUUUGGGUUGUGUACUGUACUUUGAACAACUUAUGUAUUUUGUGCUCAAAAUAAAUGUACUUUGAGUACAUGGAAAGUUUUCAUUCCAAAUCGUAGUUUUUCAGGAUUAUUGCUUUUGAAAUGCUAAUUCUCAAAAUAGAGCACAUAAUUCUUACCAUCUUAUGUUAAUGCAGGUAGUAUAGCUGAGUGAAACAAAAAGCAUAUAAAGAGACUUUGAUACUUUUAAUAGUGCAAGUCUGUUCUGCUAAUUUUAGUAUGCAAGUCAGCACAAGGGGCAUAAUGGCCUGAUGGAAGCUUUCCUCAGGUGAGUGAGUUUCACAAGUGAAAAUAAGGCGCCUGUUUGCUUAAAAUUUGAAUCUGUUGCAGGUUUACAAAUUAGAAUUUCAGCCUGCAUGAAUUAAUAGGGAUAUUAAUUAUUUUACUUGCUUAAUUGUAAUAAUUGAUAUAAACAUGUUUUGUCAGAAUUCACAGGCCCAUACUAACUGUCCUUAAUUUCUUUCCUACAGCAGUACUGCUAUAUGCCAGUCCUGUCUGCAUUCUUAAGGGUGCAGUUCAACACAUCCUGUGUAAAUUAUGGUGAAAAAGUAUUCCAAAGGAAAGUCCUAUCAAAGCUAGUGUCAGAAUGACACUGCCAAUUGGGCAAUGAUCUUCAGUAUAGAAAAUGUUUUAAGAAUUUUAUUUUUCCUAAAUUGUAAUGCUAUACUGCUUGUAUAGCAAAUCUGCACAUUAUUUUAGAAUAGUGUGUCCAUGAUAAGUCUCAUUUUUAUAUUCUUGGGCUUCCGUAAAGUAUUUAAAAGUUAAAAUAAAAACUCAAGAUACACAGAAUAAAACAUGGUAUUCAAAAAUCUUUUUGCCUGUGAGUAUCAUCGUGGUGGUAAAUGUACUGUAUAUUACAAUCAACUCCCAAUUGUAAUUGUACCUUCGGAAGAAAAGAGGGUCAAAUAGUAUAAUUUCAUUUUUUUAUAAUAUAAAAAAUGAAGCCCUUCUACAAUAUGACACCUCAAAAUAAAGAACUAGAGGGGUUUUUUUGUCCAAAUUUGUCAAAUGUAUAACUGGUAUUUAUGCUAAAACAUUUUGAAUCAUUAUCUAGGUAUACAGUAGUUAUUCAUAGUCAGAUAACAAGUAGGAUUUAACAGCUUACACAAGGUAAUGUUUUGAAUAUAAAUAUCUUUCCAAAGUGUUACUAAUGGUAAAGAGAUAAUUUUCUAGGCUUCUAUUCUGCUGCUUGAAGUCAGAACUGCUGAUGGACACAAAGGCACGAAAGUGUACGUAUUCCGGAUUAGCAACCCAGGAACCCAUCACUUCUGAAGACUCUUAACUGUGUUAUCAUUUUAUCAUUUUUAUCUGCUUUAAAAUAUUUGUUUUAAACUGCAGUAGUUAUGUUUGUGUUCAAACAGGUUAAAUUGAUCAACAAACUGAAUAAACGUAAGAUACGUGUAAUUUUUAAAAAAAUUCAAUCAAAAAAGUAAAAUUAAGUGAUUAUGGAAUAAUAUAAUAUUAGAGCAGGACAAUGAAAAAAGUAGAUUUUUUGAUUAUCCUGUACUUAUUGUAUUCCUGUCCUGUUGCUGUUCUCUUCUGCAGGAGGGAAGACACCUGAUCCUAAAAUGAAUGCCAGAACAUAUAUGGAUGUUAUGCGUGAACAGCAUUUAACAAAAGAAGAGGUUGCGACCCUCACACUAAUGGGUGUAUAUGUUACCUGCUCCAGACAAACGGAUCCGAGUUGCUGCACCAAGGGAAAUUAGGCAACAACUAGCAGAAAAAGCUAAAGCUGGGGAACUUAAAGUCGUCAAUGGCACCUCCUCCCAGCCACCUUCAAAACGCAAACGGCGUUGGGAUCAAACAGCUGACCAGACUCCUGGUACUACUCCUAAAAAACUAUCCAGUUGGGAUCAAGCAGAGACCCCUGGACAUACUCCUUCUUUGAGGUGGGAUGAAACUCCUGGCCGUGCAAAGGGUAGUGAGACUCCUGGAGCAACCCCAGGCUCAAAAAUAUGGGAUCCUACUCCCAGUCAUACACCAGCAGGAGCUGCAACCCCUGGACGGGAUACACCUGGUCAUGCAACUCCAGGCCAUGGAGGUGCAACUUCCAGUGCACGUAAAAAUCGAUGGGAUGAGACCCCCAAAACAGAAAGAGAUACACCGGGACAUGGCAGUGGAUGGGCUGAGACUCCUCGUACAGAUCGAGGUGGUGAUUCAGUUGGUGAAACCCCAACUCCUGGAGCAAGUAAAAGAAAGUCACGUUGGGAUGAAACACCUGCUAGCCAAAUGGGUGGUAGUACUCCCGUUUUGACACCUGGCAAAACACCAAUUGGUACACCAGCCAUGAACAUGGCAACCCCUACACCAGGUCAUAUAAUGAGCAUGACUCCUGAACAGCUACAGGCAUGGCGCUGGGAAAGAGAAAUAGAUGAGAGAAACCGGCCACUAUCUGAUGAAGAACUGGAUGCCAUGUUCCCAGAGGGAUAUAAGGUUCUUCCCCCUCCAGCUGGUUAUGUGCCUAUUCGUACUCCAGCUCGCAAACUUACAGCAACUCCCACACCAUUGGGUGGUAUGACUGGAUUCCACAUGCAAACAGAAGAUCGGACCAUGAAGAGUGUUAAUGACCAACCAUCUGGAAAUCUUCCAUUCCUAAAACCAGAUGAUAUUCAAUACUUUGAUAAACUACUGGUUGAUGUUGAUGAAUCAACACUUAGUCCAGAAGAACAGAAAGAAAGAAAAAUAAUGAAAUUGCUCUUGAAAAUAAAGAAUGGUACACCUCCAAUGAGAAAAGCUGCUUUGCGCCAGAUUACUGAUAAAGCUCGUGAAUUUGGAGCAGGUCCGCUGUUUAAUCAGAUUCUACCUCUGCUGAUGUCACCAACACUUGAAGAUCAAGAACGUCACUUGCUUGUCAAAGUUAUUGACAGAAUCUUGUACAAACUGGAUGAUUUGGUCCGACCAUAUGUACACAAGAUUCUUGUGGUCAUUGAACCACUACUGAUUGAUGAAGACUACUAUGCGAGAGUGGAAGGCAGAGAAAUUAUAUCAAACUUGGCUAAGGCUGCUGGUUUGGCUACAAUGAUCUCCACCAUGCGACCUGAUAUUGAUAACAUGGAUGAAUAUGUCCGAAAUACAACAGCUCGAGCCUUUGCUGUUGUCGCCUCUGCUUUAGGCAUUCCUUCUCUGUUGCCCUUCUUGAAAGCUGUAUGUAAGAGCAAAAAAUCCUGGCAAGCUAGGCACACUGGCAUCAAGAUUGUACAGCAAAUUGCUAUUCUUAUGGGCUGUGCUAUCUUGCCUCAUCUCAGAAGUUUGGUUGAAAUCAUUGAACAUGGUUUGGUGGAUGAGCAGCAGAAAGUGCGUACUAUCAGUGCUUUGGCUAUUGCUGCUUUGGCUGAGGCAGCUACUCCUUAUGGUAUUGAAUCAUUUGACUCCGUUCUAAAGCCCUUAUGGAAGGGUAUACGUCAGCACAGAGGAAAGGGUCUGGCUGCCUUUUUGAAAGCUAUUGGGUAUCUUAUCCCUCUUAUGGAUGCUGAGUAUGCCAACUACUAUACCAGAGAAGUAAUGCUAAUCCUUAUCAGAGAGUUCCAGUCUCCUGAUGAAGAAAUGAAAAAAAUUGUGUUAAAGGUGGUAAAGCAGUGUUGUGGUACAGAUGGCGUUGAAGCAAACUACAUUAAAACAGAGAUUCUGCCGCCAUUUUUCAAACACUUUUGGCAGCACAGAAUGGCACUGGACAGAAGAAAUUACAGACAGCUGGUUGAUACAACAGUGGAGCUGGCAAACAAAGUUGGAGCAGCAGAAAUUAUUUCCAGGAUUGUGGAUGAUCUGAAAGAUGAGGCUGAGCAGUACAGAAAAAUGGUUAUGGAAACAAUUGAGAAAAUAAUGGGGAACCUGGGUGCAGCAGACAUUGACCAUAAACUAGAAGAACAACUUAUUGACGGUAUCCUGUAUGCCUUCCAGGAACAGACCACAGAGGACUCUGUGAUGUUGAAUGGCUUUGGCACAGUGGUUAAUGCUCUUGGCAAACGAGUUAAACCGUACUUGCCCCAGAUCUGUGGUACAGUUUUAUGGCGUUUGAACAACAAAUCAGCCAAAGUUAGGCAGCAGGCUGCUGACCUGAUCUCGCGUACUGCAGUUGUUAUGAAGACUUGUCAAGAGGAAAAACUGAUGGGACACUUGGGUGUUGUCCUGUAUGAGUAUCUGGGUGAGGAAUACCCUGAAGUAUUAGGCAGUAUACUUGGAGCACUUAAAGCCAUUGUGAAUGUUAUAGGUAUGCACAAGAUGACGCCACCAAUCAAGGACCUGCUGCCAAGACUCACACCUAUCUUGAAAAACAGACAUGAGAAAGUACAGGAGAAUUGUAUCGACCUAGUUGGUCGUAUUGCUGACAGGGGAGCAGAAUAUGUUUCUGCAAGGGAAUGGAUGAGGAUCUGCUUUGAACUGCUGGAGUUGUUAAAAGCUCACAAGAAAGCUAUCCGACGAGCCACAGUAAAUACUUUUGGUUAUAUUGCAAAAGCUAUUGGACCCCAUGAUGUGCUGGCUACACUGCUAAAUAACCUGAAAGUACAGGAAAGACAGAACAGAGUAUGUACUACAGUAGCAAUUGCUAUUGUAGCUGAAACAUGCUCACCUUUCACAGUACUGCCUGCUCUGAUGAAUGAAUACAGAGUUCCAGAACUGAAUGUCCAGAAUGGUGUAUUAAAAUCUCUUUCUUUUCUGUUUGAAUACAUUGGAGAGAUGGGAAAAGAUUACAUUUAUGCUGUUACACCACUGCUUGAAGACGCUUUAAUGGACAGAGACCUUGUACACAGACAAACAGCCAGUGCUGUGGUGCAGCAUAUGUCUCUUGGAGUAUAUGGAUUUGGCUGUGAGGAUUCUCUGAAUCACUUGUUAAAUUAUGUGUGGCCCAAUGUGUUUGAGACAUCUCCUCACGUCAUUCAGGCAGUUAUGGGAGCACUGGAGGGCCUAAGAGUUGCCAUUGGACCAUGUAGAAUGCUGCAGUAUUGUUUACAGGGUUUGUUUCACCCUGCCAGGAAAGUCAGAGAUGUGUAUUGGAAGAUUUAUAAUUCAAUCUAUAUUGGCUCACAGGAUGCCCUGAUAGCACAUUAUCCAAGAAUCUACAAUGAUGAAAAGAACACCUACAUUCGUUAUGAACUUGAUUACAUCUUAUAAUCUUAUUGUUCAGUCAUUUGUGUUUAAUGCACAGCUGUUCCACACUUAAACUUGCUUCGAAUUUGGUGAUGUAAAAUUUUAAAACGUUGCAGAUCAGUCUAGAGCUGGUCAGAGGAGGAGCUAGAAAUCCAUUAGCAUGAUUUUUAAAUAAUCUGUCCUAUUUUUAUGUUAAACAGUUAAAGCCAGUAGUGACCAAGAACACAGUGUGAUUACACAAUGUACUGGAGGGAUUUCAUUUUGGAUUCAUCUUUAUGAAGAUUUAGAUUUCAUUCCUUGUGUUUAAAGGGGAUGUUUAUUUGAGAAAUAAACAUUUGUGUAUAAAAUACUAAUUUGUGUGUGUGUUUUUGGACAGAGAGGCUUGUGAAGCGAAUCUCUUUGAUAGAUUGUUAAGCAUUUGUUUAUGUAAAAAAGGUGGCGUAAAUUUUAACCCUCAUUUUGUUAUCCCCUAGUUUUGAAUAAAUAAGAAAAAUGUACAAACUGUA
Caretta caretta (loggerhead turtle) is the source of this 5809-nucleotide messenger RNA. RefSeq names its product splicing factor 3b subunit 1 (gene SF3B1). Gene Ontology annotation, biological process: spliceosomal complex assembly. Gene Ontology annotation, molecular function: mRNA binding. Lineage: Eukaryota; Metazoa; Chordata; Testudines; Cheloniidae. The record is from RefSeq and is a predicted model, not a curated record.